AUGGGCAGCCAUGCCCACCUCCUCUGGCUACUGCUCUUCCAAGCUGUGGUGCUUCCUGAAGCAGUUGGCUACAGAAGAGAUGUCAGAGGAUCUGGAGGAAGGCUGGGGAAGGGACGCACCAGGAGAAGCCCCCCCGAAGGCACGCCUGUGGAGCAGCAGGAAGCGAGGGCGGGUCUCUCUCGCAAUCGGUCCCCGGAGCCGUCCAUGCGGGAGUGCGGCCCUGCGGGUGUGCGACCGUCCACGCAUGCAACCCUGCGGGUGUGUGACCGUCUGCGGGUGUGUGGCCCUGCGGGUGUGCGACCGUCUAUGCAUGCAACCCUGCGGGUGUGCAACCCUGCGGGUGUGCGGCCCUGCGGGUGUGUGACCGUCCACGCAUGCAACCCUGCGGGUGUGCGACCGUCUAUGCAUGCAACCCUGCGGGUGUGCGACCCUGCGUGUGUGACUCUGCAGGUGUGCUGCCCUGUGGGUGUGCGACCGUCCAUGUGUGCAACCCUGCGGGUGUGCGCCCCUGCGGGUGUGCGACCGUCCAUGCGUGCAACCCUGCGGGUGUGCGACCCUGCGUGUGUGACUCUGCGGAUGUGCUGCCCUGUGGGUGUGCGACCGUCCAUGUGUGCAACCCUGCGGGUGUGCGCCCCUGCGGGUGUGCGACCGUCCAUGCGUGCAACCCUGCGGGUGUGCGACCCUGCGUGUGUGACUCUGCGGAUGUGCUGCCCUGUGGGUGUGCGACCGUCCAUGUGUGCAACCCUGCGGGUGUGCGGCCCUGCGGCCACCGAACUCUCAGCCCCUCUCCUGGCAGAGAAUGCUGAAGAAUCACUGCCAAUGCAUCAAGGUGAUGGAAGCUCAGUAACCAUAUUAUCAGUUCUCCCUGCUGCUGUCUCAACUCGGCUAUCUCCCUUAACUGCUGUACAUUCAGCUCUCUCAACUUCCACCAACUCAGAAGAUGUUAACCACAGAAUGAAGGCAUCAGGUUUAGGGGUGACUGAGCUGGUAGCUCUUGGCCGGCUGCAAAUUGAGUCCUUUGCAGAUGUGUCCCAGGCCUACCCAUGGCUGACUCACUAUCUGCCAGCGGCAGAGGCAAUUCGUCAAAGCUCAGAUCCCCAGACCAAUGAUUUUCCAGCCCUCAUCCCUACCGCUGAGCCUGAAGAGGCCGCUGUGAGACUGAAGAAAACCUCUCUGCCGCCAGGCAGAGGCCAGGCCUCAGUGUCCCCUCCUUCUGUGUCCCCAGGAGCCUGGCUGGAGGUGAGGCUGGUGAAUGGCACAGGGAAAUGCUCAGGUCGUGUGGAGGUCCUCUUCCAGGACACGUGGGGGACGGUGUGCAGUGACCUCUGGGACCUUACCGAGGCCACCGUAGUGUGCCACCAGCUGCAAUGUGGCCAGGCUGUGUCCGCCCCCAGGGGGGCCCACUUUGGAGCAGGCUCUGGGAAGAUCCUGCUGGAUGAUGUGCAGUGUGUGGGCAUGGAAAGUCACCUGGGGCAGUGCAAGCAUGGAGAGCAGGCCGAGCCCAACUGUGGGCACCUGGAGGAUGCCGGAGUCAUCUGUGCAGAACUCCAAAAGAACCUGUCUCCCACAUCUUCUGCACUAUCAGCGGCUGAACACUCACCUUCUACUGCACCGCCAGGAGGCCCGGCCCCUGUGCGGCUGGUGGGCACCCACACACGUUGUGCAGGUCGUGUGGAGCUUUUUUACCAAGGAGUCUGGGGGACCGUGUGUGAUGACCUCUGGGACCUUCCACAAGCACACGUCAUCUGCAGGCAGCUGGGGUGUGGCUCGGCCAUUUCUGCCCUUGGUGAAGCCCACUUUGGGGAAGGUUCUGGAAAGAUCGUCCUGGACAAUGUGCACUGCCAGGGACACGAGGAGCACCUGGAGGAAUGUGCCCACAUUGGGCUGUUCUCCCACAACUGUGAUCAUGCUGAAGACGCCAGUGUGGUCUGUUCAGAUGCUGACUAUCCCGUGGACGACCCCCAAGUUAGGAGAGGCGACAUGAAUGAGUGUGGAAAUUGUUCCACUGACAAGCCUCAAUGUGGAGGAAUUAUCACCAAUUCAUCUGGAGCAAUUAGGAAUCCCCCCAAAAAUGAAAUGCAUGACAACAUAACCUGUGUGUGGGAAAUCCAGGCAAAUGCAUCUGAUCACAUACUGCUGGCAUUUCCACAUCUUAACCUCGACUGUACCAAUGAGUACUUUGAAGUCCUGGAUGGCCCCCCCUCCUCUACGAAGUCCCUGGGGAGGACCUGCUCUGGCUACUACCUCACCUUCUCAUCCUCCUCCAACUUAAUGACCCUUGUGUACUUCCGAAGCUUCAACAACAUAGGGAAAGUUUUUAUGGCUUACUAUUAUUCUGCAGCCAAAGGGGACUGGCCAGAGCUGCGGUUGGUGGGGGGCUCCAGCCGGUGCUCAGGCCGUGUGGAGGUCCUCUACCAGGGGGCCUGGGGCACCGUGUGUGACGACCUGUGGGAUCUGAAUGAAGCUGAGGUUGUGUGCCACCAGCUGGGGUGUGGUCGGGCCCUGUCCGCUCUUGGGAAAGCCUACUUCGGCGAAGGCUCUGGAGACAUCUUCCUGGAUAACCUCCAGUGUGCUGGAAUGGAACGCUUCCUGGGCCAGUGUGCCCACUCAGGCUGGUUGGAGCACAACUGCGGUCACCAUGAGGACGCUGGAGUCAUCUGCUCAGGUGAUAGAGAAUCUCAGACGAACAGUCAUGGUGACUGGCCAGAGCUCCGGCUGGUGGACGGCCCUAGCCGGUGCUCGGGUCGCGUUGAGGUCCUUCAUCAGGGGGCCUGGGGCACCGUGUGUGACGAUCUCUGGGACCUGAAAGAAGCUGAGGUCGUGUGCCGCCAGCUGGGGUGUGGUACAGCUAUUUCUGGCCCUGGUGAGGCCUACUUUGGCCCAGGUUCCGGAGACAUCUUCCUGGACAACUUCCAGUGCUUUGGGAUAGAGCAGUACCUGGGCCAGUGUGCCCACUCAGGCUGGUUGGAGCACAACUGCGGCCACCACGAGGAUGCCAGUGUCAUCUGCUCAGAUGCAGAAGAUGCCCUGCCACCCACACCUCCAGGUCCUUUAGUGAGUUCUUGGGAUCCAGUAGCAGGACAAAACAAUUCUUGUGGAGGAGUCAUUUCUAGUCUUUCCGGCUUAUUUUCUAGUCCACAGUAUCCAGAAAACUACCCAACAGACAUCCAGUGUGUUUGGGAGAUCCACGUGGACAAAAAGUUUCAUAUAGAACUCAUGAUUCCAAGUUUGAAUCUGGAAGACAUUCUUGGAUGUCCCUAUGACUCGGUUGAGAUCUUUGAUGGCCCCAGGAUCGCCUCCCUCUCCAUGGGGAAGUUCUGUGCCUCAGCAGCUGUUAUGUUUUUCUCCUCCUCAAAUAUCAUGACAGUGGUGUUCCGAAGUGAUUACAUGAUAACCAACACUGGCUUUUAUGCUCUGUUUCAUGCGAUUCCAGUGGAAGAAGGGGAGCCAGAAAAUGAGCCAGCACUGCGCCUGGUGGGGGGCUCCAGUCGGUGCUCAGGACGUGUGGAGGUCCUCCAUCAGGGGGCCUGGGGCACCGUGUGUGAUGACCUGUGGGACAUGAAUGAAGCCGCAGUUGUGUGCAGACAGCUAGGCUGUGGACCCGCCAUUGCUGCUCUGGGAAAGGCCUCCUUUGGCCCAGGCUCUGGAGACAUCCUCCUGGACAACAUCCAGUGUUCCGGAAGUGAGAACCACCUCGGUCAGUGCCCCAGCGCUAGCUGGUCAGACCAUAACUGUGACCACAAUGAGGAUGCUGGUGUUGUCUGCUCAGCCAACCACGGUGUCUCAUCUGCUCCCACAGAAGGAAGCAACGUGUGUGGCGGCGUCAUUUCCAGUCUCUCGGGUUCCUUCUCCAGUCCCUGGUACCCUACCAACUACCCCACGGACGUGGAGUGUGUCUGGGUGAUACACGUGGCCGAGGCGUUCCACAUAGAGCUGGUGAUCCCCACUGUGCAGCUGGAGGACAUCUCGGGGUGCCCUUAUGACUUUGUGGAGGUGUUCGAUGGACAGCCAGCCGCCUCGCGAUCCUUGGGCCGAGUAUGUGCUGGCACUGGGCUCACGUUCCUCUCUUCUUCAAACGUCAUGACUGCGGUGUUCAGAAGCGAUGCCAUGGUCACCAACACAGGGUUUUACGCUCUGUACAACACCAUCCAGCAAGAUGAAAGCCAGAGCGGUCUGGCCCUGAGGCUGGUGAAUGGUAACCACAGGUGUGAGGGCCGAGUGGAAGUCUCCUACAAUGGCACCUGGGGCACCGUCUGUGAUGACAGCUGGGACCUGGCAGAUGCCAAGGUGGUGUGUGAGCAGCUGGGCUGCGGGGAAGCCAUGGCAGCCCCGACUCAGAGCUACUUUAACGGAGGAACUGGCCACAUCCUGCUGGAUGAUGUGCGGUGCACGGGGAAGGAAGCCAAGGUGUGGCAGUGCACGCACAACGGAUGGUUCUCCCACAACUGCGGGCACCAUGAGGACGCUAGCGUCAUCUGCUCAGGUAUCAAUGCCAGUCCAAGCAGAGGACCAACAGAUGAAGAUUUCCACUGUGGUGGUUUGCUCACAAAUAUUUCUGGCUCUUUCUCCAGCCCUUGGUAUCCCAAAAAAUACCCCACAAAUGUGGUGUGUACCUGGGACAUCCAAGUGGACAGCAGGGCUCACAUCAGACUUACAUUUGAAGUAGUCAAACUGGAAAAUUUCUAUGGCUGUCCCUAUGACUUCAUUGAAAUCUUUGAUGGCCCACAAAGUGAAUCUUUUUCACUGGGACGAUUCUGCUCAGAAACAACCCCGAUAUUUACCUCCUCAUCAAACCAGAUGACCGUGGUGUUCCACAGUGAUGAAAUCGUCACCAACGUUGGCUUCUAUGCAUCUUAUGAGGCUCUGAUACAGGAUGACAGUGACACAGCUGUGGGCCUCAGGCUGGCCGGCGGCAGCCACGCGUGUGAGGGCCGCGUGGAGCUGCACUACAACGGCAGCUGGGGCACUGUGUGCGAUGACGCGUGGGACCUGAGGGACGCCCGGGUGGUGUGCAGGCAGCUGGGCUGUGGCGGAGCCCGGGCGGCCCUCGGGCGGGCACAUUUCGAGCGAGGCGUGGGCCCCAUCGCCCUGGACGACGUGGAGUGCACGGGGACAGAAGGCCGGCUGUGGCAGUGUCUGCACGGGGGCUGGUUCUCCCACAACUGUGGCCACCACGAAGACGCGGGUGUCAUCUGCACAGGUCUGGGCGUGCGGCUGGUGAAUGGGGCAAGCAGAUGUGAGGGCCGAGUGGAGGUGUUCCAUGACGGCACCUGGGGCACCGUGUGCGAUGACAGCUGGUCCAUAGAGGAUGCUCACGUGGUCUGCAGACAGCUGGGCUGUGGGCCAGCCUUGUCUGCCCUCCCGGGGGCCAGCUUCCGCCCGGGGUCAGGAAGAAUCCUCCUCGAUGACGUCAACUGCACGGGCAGCGAGCCUUCCCUGGCUCUGUGUCCUCACAGCGGCUGGCUCACCCACAACUGCGGGCACCAGGAAGACGCCGGUGUCAUCUGCGCAGGUUCUGAGGCUGUUGAACCUCCACAUCUGCCGGUGGUGAGGCUGGCCUAUGGGAAGAGCUGGUGUGAAAGUCAGGUGGAGGGCCAUCACAGAAAUGAACCUUCAUCCUUAACAGAAGAAGGAAAUACCUCAGCAAGAGAGAAAAAUACUUCCUCAGAAGAGGAUGAGGACAAUACCUCAGCAGAAGAGAAAAACAGCUCAGCAGAAAGGGAAAAUACUUCAGCAGAAGAGGAAAAUACUUCAGCAAAAGAGAAAAAUACCUCAGCAGGAAAGCAAAAUACAUCAGCAGAAAAGGAUAAUACUUCAGCAGCAGAAGGAAAUACUUCAGCAGAAGAGGUCAAGAACAUUACCUCAGUAGAAGAGGAAAAUACCUCAGCAGGAAAAGGAAACACUUCAGGAGAAGAGGAAAAUACUUCCCCAGAAGAAGAAAAUACUUCAGCAGAAGAGGAAGAGGACAAUACCUCAGCAGAAGAGGAAAAUACCUCAGCAGGAAAGAAAAAUACUUCAGCAGAAGAGGAAAAUACUUCCGCAAAAGAGGAAAAUACCUCAGUGGGAGAGAAAAAUACUUCAGCAGAUGAAGAAAGUACUUCAGUAGAAGAGGAUAAGGACAAUACCUCCGCAGAAGAGGAAAAUACUUCCACAGAAGAAGAAAAUACCUCAGCAGAAGAGGAAAAUACUUCCACAGAAGAGGGAAAUAUCUCAGCAGGAGAGAAAGGUACUUCUGCAGAAGAGGAAAAUACUUCCACAGAAGAAGAAAAUACUUCAGCAGAGGAGGAAAAUACUUCCACAGAAGAAGAAAAUACUUCAGCAGUGGAGGAAAAUACUUCCACAGAAGAAGAAAAUACUUCAGCAGUGGAGGAAAAUACUUCCACAGAAGAGGGAAAUAUCUCGGCAGGAGAGAAAGGUACUUCUGCAGAAGAGGAAAAUACUUCCACAGAAGAAGAAAAUACUUCAGCAGAUGAAGAAAGUACUUCAGUAGAAGAGGAUAAGGAUAAUACCUCAGCAGAAGAGGAAAAUACUUCCACAGAAGAGGACAAGGACAAUACCUCAGCAGAAGAGGGAAAUACCUCAGCAGGAAAGAAAAAUACUUCAGCAGAAAAGGAAAAUACUUCCACAGAAGAGGAAAAUACUUCCACAGAAGAGGAAAAUACUUCCACAGAAGAGGACAAAGAUAAUACCUCAGCCAAAGAGGAAAAUACCUCAUCAGGAAAGAAAGAUACUUCAGCAGAAGAGGAAAAUACUUCAUCCGAAGAGGACAAUACCUCAGCAGAAGAGGAAAAUACCUCAGCAGAAGAGGAUGAGGACAAUACCUCAGCUGAAGAGGAAAAUAAUUCAGCAGAAGAGGAAAAUACCUCAACAGAAGAGAAAAAUACUUCAGCAGACAAGGAAAAUACUUCAGCAGACAAGGAAAAUACUUCAGCAGGAAGGAAAAAUACUUCAACAAAAGAGGAUGAGAACAAUACCUCAGCAGAAGAGGACAAUACCUCAGCAGAAGAGGGCAGUCCGCCUGGACCAAAGCAACCCCCACCUCCUAUGCCCCUGAAAACAGAGGCUGCACGCGGCCGCGGCGGCCUUCUGACCGCCCCUCUGCCCGCAGGCCGGCCGCUGCGCCUGGUGGGCGGCCGCAGUCGCUGCGAGGGCCGGCUGGAGGUGCGCUACCGGGGCCAGUGGGGCACCGUGUGCGACGACCACUGGGGCAUCAAGAACGCCUUUGUGGUGUGCCGCCUCCUGGGCUGCGGCCGUGCCCUGCGCGCCCCGGGCCGCGCCCACUUCGGCCCGGGCACGGGGCUCAUCCUGCUGGACGACGUGCGCUGCUCCGGCUCCGAGGCUGCGCUGGACCGCUGUGCCCACCCGGGCUGGGGGCGGCACAACUGUGGGCACCAGGAGGACGCCAGCGUGAUCUGCGCAGGUCCGGAGGACUCUGUUGUACCCAAGGACAAUGCCCAGCUUUCCUGCCUACCUCACCGCUUCCAAGCUGUCGUGGAUCGAGGCUAUCUGCGAAGACUGGGCUACUCCUCCUGGGAUCUUCACUUAAACGAUAACGCGUGUCGCCCCCAUGUCACAGGACGCUACCUGAUCUUUAACAUUCCCUACGGCCGCUGCGGCACUGUCCAGCAGGAACACCGUGGCUCGCUCAGCUACUCCAACUCCAUCAGAGGUCGAGGGCGGGAUCACCCUGGCCGCGUCAUCGUGAGACACAAGGUGCCCCACCUGAAGUUUACCUGCAGAGUGGAUGGCCCAUCCACGGGUGAAGCUGGCGCCCGGGCAGAGGAUGCUGGCUAUGAAGUGUCCAUUUCAUUCAUCCAGUCACCCGCAUCCCCGCGGGGGAAAGGCAUGGCACCUUAUUAUGCCGGCCAGGGGGAAGAGGUGUUCCUUGAGGCUACGCUCCAGAGCACAGAUCCCAACCUGAGGCUCUCCGUGGACACGUGUGUGGCUUCUCCCAAUGCCAGUGAUUUCACAACCAACACAUACGAUCUGAUCCGGCAAGGGUGCAUCAAAGACAAUACCUACACCAACCUGCACUCCGUCAAGAAGAAUGUGGCCCAGUUCAAGUUCAAUGCCUUCAGCAUUCUCGACAGCUACGAAGUGAUCUAUCUGCAGUGUAAGAUUGCUGUGUGCAGAGAGGGAGACUACUCUUCUCGGUGUUCUCAAGGAUGUACAGAGCGCAGGAGGAGAGGUGCAGGCCCUGUGGAGGCCAAGGAAGAACAGACUGAGUAUUUCCAAAUGGUGGGGCCACUGGAGGUCCCCAGAGCUUCUGCUUACAGCAAGACCCUCGUGUGAUUUUUUCUUCCCAGCUGUCAUGUGAAUCUGCCAGAAACUAGGAACCCAAAUCUAUUUCUUUCAGGGAAAUACUAAUGAAUCAAAAGUUACUCAUGGAGAGCCUGGCUAAAGAAAGAUAGUAGCUUUCUUUCCUGAGAUUUGUUACUAAAUCUUUUCUGAUUACUGAGCUUUUAAAGCGGUUACUCUCUUGGUAGCUAAAAAUGUUGAUUUUCUACUUCCUCACUUCAAGAACUUGAUCAUUGUCUUACUAUGUGUAAAUGUUAGAAAAAGCAGGAUUGUCUCCCUCUAAUCCAUAGUCAAUUUAAUUAUUCUUGUUUUUAAGUUUGUAUCUUAUUAUCCAGAUGCUAAUAAGUAAGCAUACUUUUCUGUCCCUCUGGUGUUGUGAGAAUUUAUUUCGAGAUCUUGCUAAGGGUCCUGUAAUAAUAAUAACAAUAAUAAACAACUUUAAUGUUUGUUGGGAAGCCAUUGCUCAUUUUUCUUUA
Dipodomys spectabilis (banner-tailed kangaroo rat) is the source of this 8774-nucleotide messenger RNA. RefSeq names its product deleted in malignant brain tumors 1 protein-like. The coding region runs from base 1 to 8292 and encodes 2763 amino acids. The transcript has 41 exons. The record is from RefSeq and is a predicted model, not a curated record. NCBI's taxonomy places the organism in Eukaryota, Metazoa, Chordata, Mammalia, Rodentia, Heteromyidae. Gene Ontology annotation, cellular component: membrane.